AUGGCCUCCCCCGCAUUACCGACCAACCCUCGAACCGCGACCUCAAAGUCCAAGAUCAAAAACAUCUCCAACCCACGCCGCCUCCUCGUCCUCACCCCAACAACCCAAUCCCUCACAAUAAUACCACCCCUGCUACAUUCCCUAACGGGAGUUCCAGUUCUCAACCCACCACAACAGCCAGCAGCCACCGACUCAACCCCGCCAUCCGACCAAACCACCUUCGCCGGCUAUACAUCCCACAGCCCCCUCCGACUCGAAACAAAAUACUACAACACCGAAGUACCAGUCUGGGUAGAUGAAAUUCCCUUGUUAGACACCGCCACAGCAGGCUCGCAAUGGAAAACAGACUUCCUAAGCGCAGAAGCUGAGAUCGUGCGCGAAGCCGUCGGCGCAUUGGUUGUCUGCGCACAUGCGCCUGAUAAUAGCGGUCCACCUCCCGAACAGAAUUCAGAGCAGCAGGAUGUCGCUGAGAGAGGAGAUGUGCGCGCGUUGCGGGAUAUGAUGCGCGACAUUGGAGCUGUUAAGGAACGGAUUGAUGAAGAGCGCGGUGGGGUUGGUGAUGUUCCUGGUGUGUUUAUAUUGAUUGGUGCGAGGAAGGGGGCGGCUUCGGGACCUGCUGCUAAAGAUGAUGAGUCGGGUCUUGAUGAUGAUCUUGGGGAGAUGCUGCCACUGUCUGUUGGAUGGUGGGAAGAUCAGUUCUAUGAUAUGGGAUUACUUGGAUGGGAGGUCGUUGAGUGGGAUCCUAAGGAGGGGGGUGGUAUCGAGACGAGGAAUCAAUAUGGAGAACGUGAGGGUAUGCCGAGGAUCAAGGAGGUCCUUGAGACUCAUGACUGGUCUAUGAGUGGGAGUUCUGUUCUUGACGAGGGCGACGAUGUAGACUCCGAUGAUGGUCUUGAGGAUCAGCUCUUGGGGACGUCCCGUGGGUUCGGCAACGAGGUUCAUGAGCUUGAGCGGGAGAUGUUUGGUUUGCGGAUGGCGAUUGAGCGCGGUGGAGGUGAUGGUGAUGAGGAGGAUGAUGAUAUCGGGCAUGACGAUGGGGACGAUGAACUUGAUGUUGAAACUAUGGAGGCACUGAUGAUGCGUAUGCAGGCGAUUAAAGAUAUGGGCUCUGAGCUGCCUGAAGGUGAGCGGAAACGAUUUGCUGCAAAAGCCGUACAAGAAAUCAUGCGUGAGCUAUGA
This is a messenger RNA of Penicillium soppii, 1179 nucleotides long. RefSeq names its product adaptin-binding domain-containing protein. The record is from RefSeq and is a predicted model, not a curated record. The transcript is spliced from 3 exons. Gene Ontology annotation, biological process: vesicle-mediated transport. The coding region runs from base 1 to 1179 and encodes 392 amino acids. Lineage: Eukaryota; Fungi; Ascomycota; Eurotiomycetes; Eurotiales; Aspergillaceae. Gene Ontology annotation, molecular function: protein-macromolecule adaptor activity.